Messenger RNA from Boleophthalmus pectinirostris (great blue-spotted mudskipper), 1436 nucleotides. RefSeq names its product chemokine (C-C motif) ligand 19a, tandem duplicate 1 (gene ccl19a.1). Lineage: Eukaryota; Metazoa; Chordata; Actinopteri; Gobiiformes; Gobiidae. Gene Ontology annotation, cellular component: extracellular region. Gene Ontology annotation, biological process: G protein-coupled receptor signaling pathway; inflammatory response; cellular response to tumor necrosis factor. The coding region runs from base 57 to 407 and encodes 116 amino acids. The record is from RefSeq and is a predicted model, not a curated record. Gene Ontology annotation, molecular function: chemokine activity; CCR chemokine receptor binding. The transcript has 4 exons.
AUAAGAGGAGGACAGUGAGAGACUGGUCACUGUGUAUCAGCUCUGUCCCACACAACAUGUCUGCUUCUGUCCACGUCCCCCGUGUCCCCUUCGCCCUCCUCGUCUUUGUCCUCACAGUGUGCUGCUGCUGCUCAGUGGCUGUGGGACAGAUUGCCAUGGACUGCUGUCUGCAGGUGAGGAGCAAGGAAGUCCCUAAGGCAGCUGUGGUGGACUACUGGGUGCAGGUGGCGGGACAGGGCUGUGCCAUCGAUGCCGUCAUCUUGGUGACUCGAGAGGGCCGGUCCUUGUGCGUCCCACCCUCUCAGCCCAAACUCAACCAGAUCCUGAGCCACGUGGAGAAGCUAAGGAAGCACUGCAAGAAAACUGGCUAUAAGGGGAAGCGCUGUUCCAGGGUCAAGCAUGACUGAAGAGCUCUCCUCCUGUCAGUUUGCAGCUCUGAGGCCAGAAUACAACAGCUCCUGUUUAAAGUACUUAGUACACAGAGGAAGUAUAUACAAUGAGCCAUGUAGAAUCUUGAAUAUAAGAAAGAUGUGAUCAAACAUAAAGCUAAACUAGGUCCAGCUGGAUUUAACCAGCCAGGUCUAAACCAGGACUCAAACCAACACUAAACCAGAACUAGACCACUAUACCAGCCCUAACCCAGGACUAAACCAGGGCUAAGCCAGUCCUAACCCAGGACUAAACCAGGACUAAACCAGGACUAAACCCAAAACAUGCAAAAUAUGUUAAAAGGAAGUAAGGUACUGUGACGUUUGUAUAAAUCCUUUAAAGUAACUGUAUUUAAGAUUUGGAUGCUAAAUUUCAUAAACACGACCUGUACCCAAGGGCCACGCUACAACAACGGAAUAAGAUAAAGAUAUUUAUUGAUGGUGAUAGAUGUGACGGCUGGGGGGAGAGCUGACACAGACAGUGUUGUUGGGACAGGCCACAUAAAUAGAGACUGUGGAUAAGUGUGAAGGCGUGGGUGAGCUGAGCUGAGCUGUGGUUUGGCUGGAGCAGAGGUUGAGGUGUGGUCCAGCUCCUGAAUCUCUCUUAAUCAUAUUAACUCCACAUAACCAUGUUUAAAUCAAAUAAAAUGAUUUUGAUAACAAUUCUAAUACUGAUUUAUUCAGAAAUGCCAUUCAGAUGUUUGUUCACCAUAUUACUUUAUUGAAGUAAAAACACCAGAAUAAAAAAUACUGCAGUAGUAGUAGUAGUAGUAGUAUAUGACUGAGUACCACAGUAGCAUAGGUUGAACUCAAUGUGGAGUCCAUGCCUAAGCUUCUGUCUGUGGACUUGAUUAUGCAUGUUUUCUUUUUGGUGAUUUUGUCUUAAAUUAUGAAUAAAUGUUUAUUUAUAUAUCACAUGACACUGUCCAGGCUUUGGACUUUUUAUGGUCUCUAUCACACUGUAUGUAUUUUUGUGAGCCUAAAAUAAUAAACCUAAAAUGCAUGAAA